CCUGUAUGCCACAAGCAUUAGGACUUCAAAAGUACAGAUGUAAUCAAGGAAUUGGUGUCUCUUGUAAUUUGACAAAUCACCAGGACAUAUGAAUGAAAUCGCAUCACAGACAACAGGGACAGAAAGAGACAGAACACAUCAUUGCAUCUGGAGGUUUCUGUCCUGCUCUAACCGUCAGAGCAUAAUGGUGGCUUUUAAAGGGAUCUGGACCAAAAGCUUCUGGAGGGCUGUGUCAGGAGAAUACCUGGCAAGCGUUGUCUUUGUGCUCCUUAGCCUGGGUUCCACUAUCAACUGGCAUGCCGGGGAGGAGAAUCCCCCCCCGAAUGACUUGGUGCUAAUCUCCCUUUGCUUUGGCCUCAGCAUUGCCACCAUGGUUCAAUGUUUUGGCCACAUCAGUGGCGGCCACAUAAACCCAGCUGUCACUGCAGCAAUGGUUGUAUCUAGAAAACUGAGCCUGGCAAAAGGUGUGUUCUAUGUGGUGGCUCAGUGCCUGGGAGCCAUCACCGGAGCUGGGAUUCUCUAUGCAGUCACACCUGCAGAUGUUCGAGGAUAUCUCGGUGUGACAAUGGUGAGCUCCAAGGUCUCAUUAGGACAUGCGCUUCUGGUGGAGCUUCUCAUCACAUUUGAGCUGGUCUUCACUAUCUUUGCCACUUGUGAUCCGAAACGCACAGACCUAAGUGGUUCAGCAAGCCUAACCAUUGGAUUUGCAGUAGCUAUAGGACACUUAUUUGCAAUUCCUUACACAGGGGCCAGCAUGAAUCCAGCUCGUUCCUUUGGGCCGGCAAUGAUCACACUUAACUUUGAGAACCACUGGGUGUACUGGCUGGGUCCCAUUCUAGGAGGAAUCUUGGCUGCAGCUUUGUAUGAAUACCUUUACUGCCCCGACCCUGAAGUGAAGAAGAGGCUGAAGCAAGUCUUUAAAAAAGAUUCAACCGGGAAGUACAAAGUGGUGGAAAGUGAGGAGACCAUCAUAAAACCAGGCUCCGUCCAUAACAUCAAUCAGACAGAGAAAGUGGAAAAGAAAGAUUCUUUCCAGGAGUCGUCCGGAGAAGUACUGUCUUCUGUAUGACUAUCACGUGCACUAGACAUGGAGACAAAUUUGUAAAGAAGAAUGGCAAUCAAACUUUGCGGUAUCAAUCUCAAGCAUGUCGCCCUGCAGAAUUUAAUUCUGUCAGACUCACAAGGUUGUAUUACCUUCACUGUCAUAAAGUUAAUGCAUUACAGCUAAAUCUUCCAAAUAUCUGCAGUCGAUUCAAUACUCCUCCCCAGAAACCUUCUGAAUUAUUGUUUCUGCACACAAUGCACCCUGCUAAAAUGACAGCCAGCAAUGCAUUGUGGUAGGAAAAUAUGUGUCCAGGGGGUCAGCCAAUUAUGUGGGGUCAUCCCAUGUAUUGGAGGAGUGAGGAAGAAUAAGCAGCCUUGUUAUUUUUGGAUUAGUGUCACAUUUGUUCUGCCUUCUGAAUGUAUAAUAAAAGGCAGGAUUGUCCUUGUGAUCAUUAAGCACAUUACGGAUGAGAUGCAAUGUAAGACAGCUCUGACAAGCUACAUGGGCAGAGCUGUAUUACAGAGCUCUCCAUUUUCAGUA
Molecule: messenger RNA, 1585 nt
Organism: Xiphophorus maculatus (southern platyfish)
Lineage: Eukaryota; Metazoa; Chordata; Actinopteri; Cyprinodontiformes; Poeciliidae
Gene: aqp4
Product: aquaporin 4
Exons: 5
Coding region: 89-1069 (326 amino acids)
Biological process (GO): transmembrane transport
Cellular component (GO): basolateral plasma membrane; plasma membrane
Molecular function (GO): water channel activity
Source: RefSeq, a predicted model, not a curated record